AUGGCCUCUUCGACGGCUCGAGCCCGCGCCCUGUCGGCCACCGGCGCGACGACUAUCUACGACUCGUACCCGUUGAGUCUGCGCACGUUCUUUAUGGCGCGCGACGGACCGCCGCCGCCGCAUGGGCCUUCGCGGUCGCCCGUGCUCGAGGACCGGACGCCCACUGCGCGGCCAGUUGGGGCACCGAGCGACGAGUUCCUCAGUACGCUGCACGACACGUCGUCCUCGAUGGACUCGGCCGCGCCCGACCCGCACGAGACGUUGCAAUCGACUGCGUCUCGCGCUGCGCAGCUUUGCCUUCCGAUUGGCAAGUUGCACACGGCGGUGUUUGAGCCGAAAGAGCGCUCAAAGGUUCUCAGCGCGCUGCGGCAUCGCGGAAAGCACACGGCGAAAACGCGCACGUCGGGCGUGACGCACUGCAGCACACGGAGGCGUCCGAUUGCCCCACCGCCGACGUUUACGGCAAAAGACGUGCUCUACGCUGGCACGCUGACGAAACAAGGGAGUUGGCGUCGGAACUGGAAGACGCGGUUCUGCAUUUUGCGCAGUGACUGCCCGAGCUUGUGCUACUUCACGUCGGAAGACAAGCUCGAGUUACUGGGCGAGAUUGCAAUCACCGAAGACACGAUCGUGUUGGACCGCAGUAGCAAUGGCCUCGCCCCGUUUCGGUUCCAAAUUCGAUCGGAAGCACAUACGCUGUUGCUUGAAGCAGACAGUCGCGAGUCGCAGCGACGAUGGAUUGACUCGUGUCAAGCACUCGCUGAUACGAUUCGCGCGUCAAAGUUCUCUGUCAAUACGUCGGUUUCGAGCGUCCCGGGAGCGCUGGAGAAUCGACGUUCGUCGCUCUGGGAAGCAGUGGGAAUAACACGACUGACUGAUGUGGGGGAAACGAGUGUGUCGUCUCAGAACAUGGGGGACGACGCGGACCACAGUGUGGCUGAUGAAAUGGACACGUGCUUGGGACGACCGCGACGUCUGACGGUCGAUGACUCGCCAGUGCCACAAGACAGUGGACAGCUAUAUGAUUUGUCCGUGUCGGUGCUCAUGGGCCGACGCUGUAAACUGGCACGCUCAGUCGAGCAGUUAUCGGAUGCCGACAAAGAGAAAGACCGCACGGGCUGCUUUGUGGUCGUGAGUGGCUACAAUUGCGCCACUAAGACGUUCGUGGACCUUGGAGUGACCGAUGUCGUGAAGUUGACGACACUUGUGGAGGCGUGUGGAGCGGCCUCAAAUGCCGCAGGAGGGCAGACGCCUAUGCCGUUCUCGAUUGUGAUGACAGCAGAGCUGGAACGAUACGACGAGUUGCGGCUGACGUUGUGCAAGUCGCAGUUGACGCAAAGUCCGGGAACCAGUCACGGGACGUAUGGAGUAGGACACUGUCUUCUGGACGAUCAGCUGCUGGGCUCCAGGCCUUGUGCUGUUUCGAUCACUGAUGUCGGCACAGCGUCAAGGGACUCGCUCGCAGCAAAUUCUCCAGUGCCGCAGCAAAAGAAACUGAACAACGGAGAGACUAUCGAUCCGAUGUUGACUGGAAGUGGGUCGAGUAUGACUCCUGCGGUCGAUAGCGAGAGCAUGCAGCUGGUGGUGCAUGCUUUCCGCUCCGUACCACCGCAAAGUGUGCUUCCCACGACAGGCGUAGACAUGGCCAAUGCCAAGUACCUUAUCCCAUCGGCACUCGCGCCUGGUCGGGAGACUGCCAGCAAGCUGACUACUGACACAAGUAUGGAGUUUCCGGGACACGUCCGUGGCAGCGACGUGCGCACCUUCAUGGAAAACGACACAUUUAUGUCGGGCGUUGACGAAGGAAUGUCAAGUGAAGCUCCGUGUGGUAACUUGCGGUACGUGGCAGUGGAUGAGAUUUUGCGCGUACCACGGAGUACAUUUGCAUUGCCGGUAGCGUAUCUGGAUUUCCUCGAGGAACAAGCGCUUGAGCGCUCCCGGUGGCUUCAGAAACAAGUGGUUAUGAACGCCGCACAGCCGCGCGACAAUGAGCGGCUGCACGUGGAACUAGAGUUCUUGCGGAAGAAGCAGGAGGAGUACCUGAAGCAGCGUCAGUUCCUUAUCCAGCAGGAGAAGCGGUUGCUAGUUGAGCAAGAGGAUGGCAGAUUCUUUAUGGCAGCCAAGCGCGCAGGUAUGAUUUCGAUCGCAAAUGAGCGCGAUCCAUCGCCUGGGUCGAACGCUGCAGGGGCAGGUACAGCGUCGACGAGGAAUGGGGACACUAAUUCAGUAGCGCCGUUCAAGCGGAGCACGUACAAGAACCUGAACUUGUGGCAGUUUUUGCCUACGAAUAUGCAGGACCAGUUUCUCUGUACGUACAAGCCGCCCACGCAAAACGACCCAAGUCUCAGCGGACCGAGCGCAGCUGCUUCGUCGCGGCCAUUCGUGUGGCAUACAAUGACAAUGGGCUGUCCAGCUGCUCAUACAAAGGGGUUUGCGAAUGGCGGCUAUCCUGCUUCGGUUCCGAUUAUGAUCGCCAGCCCAAAUGGUGCGGUAGAUGGUGACGGUCUGGACAGCAAGUAUGAAGGCAGUUCCCAGAGACCGACUUCCCCGGUGUCGGCUUCCAAAGGAGGAAACAGCAACGGGUCUGCGGUACAAUGUGACGAUACAUUGACAGCAUUUAAGCUGCGCCUCGAGCUCCAGGACCGCUUGUCUGUAAUUGGCAGCCAGAUUUUGUCGGCGACAGCGGCCUGUGUACUCGCUUCAUUGGACCUGGCGCUCAACGGGAGCGCUCUGCAUCAAGCCCAGCUCGAUCGUGCCCCAAAGUUUGGUUACCUCAUGAAUUUCGAGUCCUUGUUGAGUACCCAAGGCAAAGAGUACGGCAUGCUGGAGGACUUUGCUGCGGGGGCGCGAUGGUUGCGCAACGUAUUUAUUCAGUUCCGCCGGCACCCGACCACGGGUUCGUUCUUUUCGUUGCGAAAGUAUACGCCGCCGGGGUCCACCGCGAACGAUCAUCACUGCUUUCUGUUGACAAUAGGUAUCGACAAUAGCCACAUGUCUGUGCUGCCACAGUCUCUGGCAUCGGGUGACGGCACCGUUCACGUGCGCUGCGUGCUGUUUUCGCAGGGAGUGAAUGAGAAGCAGAGUCUUGUGCAUGCUUACAAGUCGAGUGCCGUCAAGCUGCAAGAACGCGUCAACCGGGAGAACUUGCAGGAGCUGAAGCGUAUCUAUGCGCUGUAUCGCCACUUGCGCAUCGACGAGAUGGCGACCCGUACUCGAGAUAGCCGUCGAGUGCGAGCCAACAGUGGAGCGCCGCUAGCUGCUGGUGGAGAUACUGAUGCAGCUGCAGCCACGGCAAUCGACCGACACGACCUCCGGGCUUUGGACGAUCUACUGGUUCAGAUUGAGCACCACAUUUGCUCCUCUACGAGCCAGUACAAGAAGAACGUGGCGCUCUUGAUGGAUUCUUCCGACUUUUGCAGAGCUUUGGGCGGAGCGCGUGUGACGUGUUGUAAGAGUGGGAAGGACCGUACGGCAAUGUCCGUGACGCUGGAGCAGACGCGACUGCUGCGCAGUGAGCUUCACGCUUCUCAAGGUGCUGCGCUUUGUGCCAACAUGCGACUCUAUGGCGUUCGUCGUCGCAACGUCUUUAUGAACACGAGAGCAGACAAGUUUGCCUUCAAUGAGGUGCAACGGAAGAUGUUACCUGAGUGCUACAAACCGCCAGGCGGUACGUACAAGUCUGGCAAAACCUAA
Hyaloperonospora brassicae is the source of this 3693-nucleotide messenger RNA. The record is from the annotation of a GenBank genome assembly. NCBI's taxonomy places the organism in Eukaryota, Oomycota, Peronosporomycetes, Peronosporales, Peronosporaceae.